Anopheles moucheti is the source of this 810-nucleotide messenger RNA. Its product is annotated as zinc metalloproteinase nas-14-like. Gene Ontology annotation, biological process: proteolysis. The transcript is spliced from 4 exons. Lineage: Eukaryota; Metazoa; Arthropoda; Insecta; Diptera; Culicidae. The record is from RefSeq and is a predicted model, not a curated record. Gene Ontology annotation, molecular function: zinc ion binding; metalloendopeptidase activity. The coding region runs from base 1 to 810 and encodes 269 amino acids.
AUGGCAAGAAAAAGAAAACAGGUUGUGGGUCCGGUUGUGCUAGCGUUGCUAGUGCUGUUGUGUGAUGGAACCUUUGCUAAACGUUACGAAGAGAUCGGGAAACAACAUCAGGGUGAUAUCGUGUUGACCGACAUACAAUCUGAUGCAGCUACCGGUGGUGGAACGCAGAUUGUGCAGGAAUCAUUCCGAUGGAUUAAAGGAGUCGUUCCGUAUGAGAUUUCAUCGACAUUCACUGAACCACAAAAGGAGCAGAUCACGUACGCGAUGGGUAGAAUCUCGGCUUACAGCUGUGUGCGAUUUGUUCCCCGCAGUCUGAUGGACAGACAGUUUCUAAACAUUACUGCCAGUCCUACCGGGUGUUGGGCCUCACUCGGUAUGAACUUGAGAUCGAAUGAGCUAAAUCUGCAACCGGAAGGAUGUUUGGAGACGGGCGUCAUCAUGCAUCAGUUGCUGCACGUACUCGGCUUAACUCAUCCACAGUCCCGUCCGGAUCGCGACUUUUACGUACUAGUGCAGGAGGAUGCGGUGGAUUCGACGAUGAAGAACAAUUUGGACAGAUAUCAGCAGGGUGUAAUAGAGGAUUUCGGCAUACCGUAUGACUACGAGAGCAUUCUACACUGUCAGACUGAUGCGUUCGGUUAUGCGGCAUCGAGUCGGCCCACGGUUGUGCCAUUGGUUGACGUCGAAAUUGGCCAGCGAAUCGAGCUAAGUCUAAAGGAUGUGCGAAAACUCAACAAAAUGUACGACUACGAGUAUUGCGGAUUCUGCUAUCGUGGAAAUUGUAACGAGCUUAGAUCCAACAUUGUGUAG